AUGCAGCUGUCACUCUCAUUCUGGAACCGAAACGGCUCUGUCGCUGCCGCUACCUCUUCUCCGCCAGCCUCAACAUCAAGCCAGGGCAGCGGGAUCGGUUCCAGUCGCGACACUCGCGACGGUGCAACCCAAUCUCGGGCCGACAAGCGUCGCAUUAAUGAACUUUCAAACGAUGGGCAGGAUUCAUACAGCCAGUCCAAGAUCGAGUCCAGGAUCAUGCUGAAUCGACAUCGAACGGUUCGGAUGCGCAUGGACUGCAGCAAAAUACGGAUGGCGAUGGCAAAAACAUUCACUCCGGCGCCUACAACAUCGUCAACGAUAACGACCAACAUGCAGUGGAAGACUCGCCGAUAGAGGAUCACGAUCACGAUCACGACCGCGACCGCAACAACGGCGACAUUGCCGGACCUGCAGAGAUUGCGGCGGCACUCAAAUUCAGAAGACCGAAGCAGCUGGCAAAUCCAUCUGGGGCAAAGCGCCUACUAGCAAAGGUGAGUUGCACUGCAUCAGCUUCGGCUUUGAUUUGCGACGCCCAAGCUCAUGCUUUUGAGUUUUCCUCAUCCAUCAGUCCUUUCGUCCGACGAUGUUGCCGUGCGUAUCUUAUUGGAUCCUUGGCACUUCUUCGAUCAAAUCUACGUCUCCAAAAAACACGGCGCCGCCAAGGCCUUUGCUCGCGCCUUCUCCGAUGCGGUUUUCAUUCCCAACUCCGAUGAUCGGGUACUGCUGGAGGCUCGAUUAGCGAAGCUCGGAAUCACGUGGGAGGAGGCCGUCCGAUCGCCUGUUUGGAACAAAAAGCUGUGGAGGCGCGUUCGUCGAUGGAUCCCCCCGCCGAGUGUUCUCGAGCCUUUAAUCCGGGAGGUCUUCGAGAAAUUCGGGGCGUUGAUCGAUGCGAAGACCACGCAACCGCUCUUCAACAAGGCAGCGCACGAGGCAGCAAAGCGAUGUCUUGAGGCGAUACGCAAAGGCCAAGUUUCCGAUCCUGUUGGCAUCGAACUGUACACCGACCGUGGGCCUUGCGGAGGACCAGACGGAAAGGCGGAUGACGGUGUGCGUGUCUACUCGUGCCAGCGCGGCACAAAUAGUCUUGAGGGAGGGAUCCACCGAAACGUUCGUCAAAGGUUCCCAAAGUCCGGUGUCACUCCGUACCAUGCCAAUGCUUGCCUUUCGGACUAUGUGCUCGUGCACAACUCCACAGUAAGUCUGUACAGCCGUGCUCACACACGCUGGAACUGAAUUUGUUUUCCUAUGCGUGUGCUUGUUUCACAGGUUGGGACGUUUAAUCGGACAGGGAAGGCAUAUGUAGGGCACUUCGACCUUUGGCUCACUGUAGAGCUUCAUCGUAUGCGGCGCAAAACGGCGGCAUACCUCCCAGCCCACCCUACGAAUAUGUCGGAAACUGUCAACCCGCUUCUCUACGCUCCGUCCACGGAGACAUUCGGGAUUGUGCCUAUUGUGGAGGUGGCUCAAAAGUCCAACAACAUCGAACCCUAUUGCGUCGAGAGUGGCGCUUUCCGUUUCGAGCCCCUCAAAUGGUCACCGCGGAAUUUGCUGCACAAGAACAUGGGACGAACAAUUCAGCAGAUGCAAAUCCAGCUGCCAGCCGAUCGCAAACUCCGUCACACCUGGCUUGCAAAACGCCAAGGUACUCGGUUUGCGGUAUUGCACGUUCACACACCAACCGAACGAGCGCUGUACAAGCAUAUCUUGUCCCAUCUGGAACCAUCAACUUCUCGAGACCAGCGAGCCAUCCGAAUCGCCGAGCGCUGGAACGCUUAUGCCAACGGCAUUGAUAUAUUUUACAACGUGAGUCGCUAUUUCGUCGUGCCUCUGAAUUUAAGACCGAGCUGAGUGCUUGAAAAUUCAUACGUAGAUGCCGGAACACAUAAGUAGUUGGGAAUCCAGAUGGUCGUCUCUGGCCAAUGCUCAAGCCAUAAUGAAUAUGGUCGAGAACGACGUCAAAGCGACCCAAGCGAUGAUCACCGACCCCUCCCGCGGUCGCAAUGUCAGCCCGCCGCCCGCCAAGCCGUUGCUCGGCCACAAACCUCCGGUCUCGGGGAUGCUCACCGAUGCAGAGGUCGAAGCGUCCAAUCCUCCAACAUCAUUCAUCCGCCCAUCCGGGGCGAUGGACACAAACAACAAUGGUCCGCGUGCAGGGAUUGCUACCAGUGGCAGUUCAGUGAGCGUAGUCACCGGGAAAGUAAUGCGGCACUGUCGGUUUUGCGGUCAAGCCUCUUGCAAGUUCAAGGGAUCAGCGUCAGCCCGACAGGGAUCGGAGAUUCUGUGUGAAAACCCAUGUGUGGAUUGCGGGAAGAUGUAUGGCUUGAGUGAAGAGAGGGAUCCGAAUAACCCAGAAUCACCGAGGUUUUGCAAGGGGCUGACCACGGCUGAGAUGGGUGGUCGAGCUCGAUAUAAGAAGGAGUGACAUAAUCAUAAACCGCUGUGACAUUGUGAAGACACUCUUAUUCCUAGUGCAAUUGUAUAUCAUGUACCACUUAUCUUUUUCGUUCCUUCUCCUUCCUUUCCCUUUCGAACCUUCCCUUUUUUUUUCUCUCCUUCCUCCUUUUUUUCCCUCUCUUUCUUUUUCUUUUCUUUUUCUUUUUUUUCUUUUUCCUCCCAGCCCCCCCCACCCCCCGGCACGGGUACGGGCCCAGCUUUCCCGGGUCCUCUGUGCUUCCCCCACACUCGGGCUCACGCGCUCACGGGCGGCACUCGCGACGCGCGUUCCCUUUUGGGCCUUCACUGCGUUGUCGACGUUUCCUUACCAGCUUCUGCGGCUGCGUUCACCACCUGUAGGGACAGGUGCGUUCCCCACUCCCAAGACUACCUCCCAGCUGACGAAGCGUUGCGUCUUGCUGGACGUUUACAGCUGCGAGCAGCUCGUCUCACACCCUCGACGUGGCUCGCCUUGAGUAACUCGGGGUGACUAGGUGAGUGUCUGGAUACAUCUGCGCUUGUUGCGACAUGUACUCUGCAUUCUUGUUCAUACAACUCAGUUGUACGGGCAUAUAGCUAUGUAAGCCCUUGUUGGGCAACACAGCACGCUGAUUGCACAGCUCUCAGCCGAACCUUUGCCUCCUCUCGCGCCUUCUGCGCCGAUCCGCCCUUAUACAGUGACUUGCCUUGUCGCAAAGGUAUGCUGAGCCGAUCGAUGGACUUCUCCAUCAUCACUUGCAGCCGACUGACUUUCAGAAGCUUUGGUCGCAAAGCUCCAUAUUGUGAUAGCAACACACCAAUGUUGUCCUUCGUCUUGCUGCAAUUACUAUUCCGUAACGACUCGCGCGAGUGGUCAGGGGUGCGGAGUGACUUGUGCUUUUCGUCUUUAGGAAGAUGGACAACAACAACAACAACAACAACACCAACAACGCCAGCCCUGCUGCUAUACCACCACUUCGCCCUGACCCUCCCGAUCCUCCCGGCCAAGCCCCCGCCACCACCACCAAAUCAUACUCCGCCGCGGUCGGCGCCCGCUCCGCUGCGAAGCACGGCAACGCCACCGCCAACACCUCGACUGCCGUCGCCGCCCAUCCCCUGAUGCACAACAUCGAGAACUGUGUCAUCAUCAACACCCCACCCUCAACCUCGGUCGAGCAAGUCCUCCUCGCGCUCGACAAACACUACCCUGCCCUUACCGGCGCAAUGCCAUGCGUCAUCAAGGGUCAGCGCGGCCUCCGCUUUCCCAAGGCCGCCGAUCUCGACACCCUGGUUGCCAACGGCCUUACUGUUGGCAAGACUCUGUGCAAAGUCGAGAAGCUGUACAGCUCUACUAAAGGAGGUGUUGUACAAUGCACCCUUACGGGCUUUUUCUCCGACCCCGAGGGCCUCCGCCUAUUCGAUGAGCAGAUCGCUGCCUAUGGCACGGUCCUCCGCCGUCGCAUCCAAUACAUUGGAAAGACGAAACACAUCUCUGGGGUGUACGAAUUUAUCCUUGCCCUUAAGGAUGUAGAUGUGUUGCCCCCUGCCUCACUUUCUAUUGCUCGUGACGGUGUCACUGAGCGAAUCCCACUGAGGAUCACCGGUGGCAUGCGCCACUGCGUCUUCUGCCGUUCCGCAGCUCACGUCCUUAAGGAUUGCCCCGUCGCCCCGGCGUGCAAAUCCUGCGAGAGCACCUCGCACGCCACCCAGCACUGCCCGGGCCGUCACGCGUCGAGCCCCCAGGGUCGCCCCACGUCACGUGCCCCGCAUGCCUCCACCGUUACCACCGCCGCCCCCGCCGGGUCCAAGUCGAUCCCCGUGGCCUCCGCCCCCGACCGCACGACCAAAAAACGUCGAGUGGAACAGGAUCUGGCUGCCCAGACUGAAGAUCUGUCCAACAGGGCUCAGCCCGAAUCUCUGUCGAAGACUGCCCGCCCCGAGUUCUCCUUCAAUUUCCCUUCCAAUACUGCCCCCCAGCCUGCCUCCAACCAGGGAACUGCCUCUUCCCUCGUUGAAAAAUCCUCGGAGUCCCCCAGCUCAGAGACCACCUCUCCAUCCCCAAGCCCUCCUCCGGCCACGCCAAAGUCGAUCAUAACUCGAUCCAAGUCGAUUGCCGCCCUCUCCACGCCAGCCACUCGUGAAGCCCCUCCCACUGCGCCUGCCCUCGAAGCCUCCGAGCCGACUCCCGAGCCCUCUUCGCCCACGCCGUUGCCCUCAGCCGCGCCCAAAGCCCGACCCGAUGACGCCGACGCCGACGACGAGGCCGACGAAGAAGCCGAAGACCAAGAAGCACCUCCCAAGGACGUGGAAUACGCUAUGGACCAAGAUGAUGAGCACAACUAAGAUCCCAAACGUGUCUUUUGUUGCUGCCAACGUGCAGUCAAUCAAUGAAGACCGUAAGCGUGCCUCUCUUUUCUCCAAUCUCCGCUCCCAUAACGCCGACGUCUUUCUCCUGAGCGAAACUGGCCGACCUUCCCCCGAAAGGGUGGCCCAGUGGACUCAGGAGUGCCAAGACUUAAAGCUCUCCGCUCUCUUCACUCCCUUCAACAACACUGCCAUACUCUGGAAGAGCGACUCCGUGGUCAUUACUAUUGAUCCCGAGUCGCCUCCCAACACUCUUCGUGCCUCUUUUUCUUUCCCGGACCGAGUCACCGACGCCACCUUUCGUGUGGGUGAUUCAAAGGUCCGGGUUGUAGUAGUAUACGCGCCUUCCUCCGACAAGCCAGACAAAAAGCGCUUCCUCUCACAUCUCAGCACCGCCCUCCGACAAGUCGUACGUGACGAACCCUCGCCGCCUGCGCUCCUAGUCGGGGGGGACUGGAAUUGUGUUGAGUCGCAACCCCUCGAUUCGGAGAACCAAAACGGAACGAAUUAUGGGGGUCAGGAGAUGCGCGACCUUGCCACGGCCAACAAUCUUUUCGACGCCUAUCGGCUCCACCAUCCCAAAGGACGAGCCACGACGAAUCGCUCAGCGCCCGGCACGUGCCGUCGCCUCGACCGCAUCUAUGUCUCGCCUGAUUGGGUUGACCUCUUCCAUGAUCACAAAAUUUGGGCUCCUGUCCUCAAAUCGACGCACUCAAUGGUUGUGGCACGGUUCCAAGUGCCGGGCGCAAUCGACAUCGGUCCGGGCAAAUUCAAGCUGGGUUUGCACGUGAUCGAGGGCGACGCGACCUGCGAGUACCUCACGUCCAUUGUCCGCACCCUUUACAACGAAGCCCUCCUCCAGACGCCCAACGAUCCACCAGCAGCUUGGACGUCCACCAAACACCGCCUGCUGCCCGAGCUGCAGGCUCUGGCCCGGACGUUCGCUCGGUUCCGACGUGGAGGGUCGGAGCAAGAGAGGGCGGACCACUCGCGCUACGGCGCGGCGCUGCGUUCCCGCCUCGACCCAUCUCUGGCGGGUCCCUCUUCCAUCUUCAUCCGCCUGCGCAAAGUGCGAGCAUCCGACCUGAUCCCUUCGCUCACGGUCAACGAUGUUGUUCAUUCCGACCCUGAUUCGAUGCUUGGAGCGGCCAGCGACUACUUCGAGCGGGUCUAUGAGGACCGCCCCAUCGAUGACGCGGCCCUGAAGGCGAUCAUCGACGGCCUCGCUUCAACUCGCCUCUCCCCCGCGGACUCACUCAAGCUCGAGGAAGCGUACCCGUUGGAGGAGAUGACAAAGGCUCAAGAGGCGUGUAAGUCGAACUCUUCGCCAGGGCCUGACGGCCUCCCGGUUGAGUUCUAUCGCGCUACGUGGCCGGCCACUGGCCCGAUUCUUCGAGAGGUCAUCAACUCGAUCCCCACCGAGGCCCGUCAGCCUGGACCUCUUCCCCGCAACACCGCCCACAUCCAUCUCAUCCACAAACGCGGCGAGAGGGAUCAGCUCUCGAACAAACGCCCCAUAUCGCUCAUCAAUGCGGACGAGCGCAUCAUCUCCCAAGCCCACAACCAGCGCCUCGCUCCCUUGCUCGAGUCCCUGAUCGGCCCUACCCAACGUGGCUUUGUUCCGAACCGUUGGAUCGGCACGAACAUCGCUGAGGUCCAGUGUCUCAUGGACCCUGGACUUCCGGGCCCAUACCCGUGCCGGGGGGUGGGGGGGCUGGGAGGAAAAAGAAAAAAAAGAAAAAGAAAAGAAAAAGAAAGAGAGGGAAAAAAAGGAGGAAGGAGAGAAAAAAAAAGGGAAGGUUCGAAAGGGAAAGGAAGGAGAAGGAACGAAAAAGAUAAGUGGUACAUGA
Molecule: messenger RNA, 6626 nt
Organism: Microbotryum saponariae
Lineage: Eukaryota; Fungi; Basidiomycota; Microbotryomycetes; Microbotryales; Microbotryaceae
Source: the annotation of a GenBank genome assembly